CAAUAUGUGGAUUUUUGGUCAAAAACAUCAGAAAUCUUAAACCCACAAAAGCCCUAAUCUGUCAAUCAAAACCCUAGAAUCCCCUGCAAAAAUCCUUCUACAUCUCUCCUUGAUUAGACCCUAAGUUAAGCCGCAAUGGAGACGGAAAGGCGAUGCUAUGGUGGUGGUGGUGCUCCUCCUGUGGCAGAGACCUUGAAUUGGAUGGUUCAGACAGUUUUGGUUGCUCAGAAAUCCGUUUGCUGGCUUCUGUUUCUGAUUGGAUCCAUACCCAACAAUGUUGAUGCCUCGACUAACUUGCUUGAUGCCGAGAAGAGGUUUCCUUUAAGUGAACUUAAGAAUGUUGCAGACUCUGCUGAUGAAUGCAAAGAUGAUAGCGAAACAGAAGACGACAGUGACGAUGAAGAUGUUGUCGUUGGUGAUGACAGUGAUAACGACGCCGAAGAUUCAUCUGGAGACGACAAUGAUGAUGAAGAAAGGGAUCCCGACAGUGAUUCUGAUGCUAACGAGGAUGCAGGAAGUGACGACGAUGACGACGAUGAUGAAGAUGAUGAUGAUGACGAAGAUGAUGAGGAUGAUGAUGACGAUGAUGACGAAGAGGAAGAGAACCAGCCACCCUUUAAGAAGAAAAAAUAGGAAAAAAGUAUUGUUUUCAUUAAGCUCAUUUGUUCCAUUAUCACAUUUAGGCAUUGAGGGUUUAGACAUUAGUAGUAAGUCAAAUAUUUAGCUAAUUUCUUGAUGGAUAUUGAAUCCAUUUGGUGUUGAGAAAAUGUAGCCUUUGUGUUCA
Cynara cardunculus var. scolymus (artichoke) is the source of this 784-nucleotide messenger RNA. Its product is annotated as phosphopantothenoylcysteine decarboxylase subunit VHS3-like. Lineage: Eukaryota; Viridiplantae; Streptophyta; Magnoliopsida; Asterales; Asteraceae. The transcript is spliced from 3 exons. The record is from RefSeq and is a predicted model, not a curated record. Bases 136 to 633 code for a protein of 165 amino acids.